GCAGGCGGGCCGGGGGACUCUGGAGAGCGGAGCGGAGGCCGAGGAGUAGCUGGAGUGGCCGCGAGGGGCGGGAGCAGCGGCGUUCCGUGGGGCGCUUCGGAGUCCCGGGAGGGUCUGGAGCGCUCGUCCCGCCCUUUCUGUGUCUGUCGCCCCCACUCGCCAGGCGACUCCUGUCGUCCCCAGGUCGCCACUCCUGCUUUCAGAAGAGGAGCCGCAGGAUGCGCGGGGACGCGCCGCCGCCCUCCGCGCCCAGUUCUGCCAGCGCUUCCCCUGCGGCUCCGCGCCGCUGACGCUCGGGGGAACGCGUUCCCGGGCCGGUCUGAGCUGCGAGCUGCUCCCGGCUCCCUCGGCUCGACCGCGGGACCCUAGACCCUGGACACCGAACCCGGAUCCCCGGACCCCGAUUCCCAGAUCCAGACCCCCGGACCGGGACCCAGGUCUCCGAUCUCGGGACCCAAUCCGGAUCCCUAGACCCCGCACCCGGGACACCGGCCCAGACCUGCUGCUCUCGCCCUAGCCCCGGCGCGGACAAUAAAUUAAUGCUUCGCGCGUGAGGGGAGGAGGCGGCUCGGCUCCAGCUUUCUCGCCUGACUGGAGACGGUUACAGCAGACAUGGGCUGUUUCUGCGCUGUUCCGGAAGAAUUUUACUGCGAAGUUUUGCUCCUGGAUGAGUCCAAGUUAACCCUCACCACCCAGCAGCAGGGCAUCAAGAAGUCAACAAAAGGUUCCAUUGUCCUUGACCAUGUAUUCCGUCACGUAAACCUCGUGGAGAUAGAUUACUUUGGGCUGCGUUACUGUGACAGAAACCAUCAGACAUAUUGGCUGGAUCCUGCAAAAACUCUUGCUGAGCACAAAGAACUAAUCAACACUGGACCUCCAUAUACUUUGUAUUUUGGUAUUAAAUUCUAUGCUGAAGAUCCAUGUAAGCUAAAAGAAGAAAUAACCAGAUAUCAGUUUUUCUUGCAGGUGAAGCAAGAUGUCCUUCAGGGCCGACUGCCCUGCCCUGUCAAUAUCGCUGCUCAGCUGGGAGCAUAUGCCAUCCAGUCUGAACUUGGAGACUAUGACCCUUAUAAGCAUACUGCGGGAUAUGUGUCAGAGUACCGGUUUGUCCCUGACCAGAAGGAAGAACUGGAGGAAGCCAUUGAGAGGAUUCAUAAAACCCUAAUGGGUCAGGCUCCUUCUGAAGCUGAGCUCAAUUACUUGAGGACUGCCAAAUCCCUGGAGAUGUAUGGUGUCGACCUCCAUCCUGUCUAUGGAGAAAACAAGUCUGAGUAUUUCUUAGGAUUAACUCCAGUUGGUGUUGUUGUCUAUAAGAAUAAAAAGCAAGUGGGAAAGUAUUUCUGGCCUCGGAUUACAAAGGUGCAUUUCAAGGAAACUCAAUUUGAACUCAGAGUACUGGGAAAAGAUUGUAAUGAAACUUCAUUUUUUUUCGAAGCUCGGAGUAAAACUGUUUGCAAGCACCUUUGGAAGUGCAGUGUAGAGCAUCACACAUUUUUUAGAAUGCCAGAAACAGAAUCAAAUUCAUUGUCACGGAAACUCAGCAAGUUCGGAUCUGUAAGUUAUAAACACCGGUACAGUGGCAGGACAGCUUUGCAAAUGAGCCGAGAUCUUUCUAUCCAGCUUCCCCGACCUGAUCAGAAUGUGGCAAGAAGCCGAAGCAAGACUUACCCUAAGAGAAUAGCGCAAACACAGCCAGUUGGAUCAAACAACACAAGUCGGAUAACGGCAAACACAGAAAAUGGGGAGAAUGAAGGAACAACCAAAAUUAUUGCACCUUCACCAGUAAAAAGCUUUAAGAAAGCAAAGAACGAAAACAGCCCUGACACCCAAAGAAGCAAACCUCAUGCACCAUGGGAAGAAAAUGGACCCCAGAGUGGACUCUACAACUCUCCUGGUGACCGCACUAAGUCCCCGAAAUUCCCCUGUGCUCGCCGCCGGAACCCAUCCUGUGGGAGCGACAAUGACUUGGGGCAGCCCAUGAGGAGAAGGAAAGCCCAUAACAGUGGUGAAGACUCAGAUCUAAAGCAGAGGAGGAGGUCACGCUCACGCUGUAACACAAGUAGUGGUAGCGAAUCAGAGAAUUCUAACAGAGAGCAUCGGAAAAAGCGAAACAGAAUACGACAGGAGAAUGAUAUGGUUGAUUCAGCGCCUCAGUGGGAAGCUGUAUUAAGGAGACAAAAGGAAAAAAGCCAAGUGGACCCUAACAACAGGCGAUCCAGACACAGAUCUCGCUCAAGAAGCCCCGAUAUCCAAGCAAAAGAAGAGCUGUGGAAGCACAUUCAAAAGGAACUUGUGGAUCCAUCUGGAUUGUCAGAAGAGCAGUUGAAAGAGAUUCCAUACACUAAAAUAGAGACUCAGGGUGACCCAGUCCGCAUCAGGCAUUCUCAUUCUCCACGGAGUUACCGGCAGUACCGCAGGUCCCAGUGUUCAGAUGGAGAGAGGUCCGUUCUCUCAGAAGUGAACUCAAAAACAGAUCUUGUGCCACCGCUUCCGGUGACCCGUUCGUCAGAUGCUCAGGGUUCUGGUGGCUCUACAGUUCAUCAGAGAAGAAAUGGGUCUAAAGACAGCCUGAUUGAAGAAAAAGCUCAGCUCUCUACAAGCAACCUGGCUGGAAAACACACAGCAAAAACAGUAAAAACUAUCCAAGCUGCCCGCCUCAAGACAGAGACUUGAUCCUGGUGAAGGGCCAGGGUGGAAGUGGACGAGUCUGUGCGCCACUGGUACUUCUGAAACUGUGAAUUAGACAAUUAUCCAAGUAUCCUGGACACCUUUUUAGCACAAUAAGCAUCUUUUGCUUCCUUAAAGGUUUAACUACAGCAUUCUUGUGCUGCGGGGCCUUUUAACUGGAAAUGUCCUUGAAACCCUAUCCAAGUCCAUGUGUCUGACUGCUGCUACAGCCAGGGACAAUGCUUCUGCAGAGCCCAUUGGACUCUUUUUGACUGUAGCUGUGCCAUGCACUAGUAUACCAAGCUGGAGUUCACUCUAGGCGUUCUCCUGGCGUUGUGUGAAGGUGCAGCAGGACUGACAUCACUGACUGCAGUGGUUAUUCCCUUAAAGGUGUUUGUAAUAUAGUAUUUUGUGGCAUUAAGUUCCAUUGGUUAUUUACAAAUGACGUAAAAAGCUGUUUUUAUGUGUUGCUUUGUAAUUUCUUAAGUGUCUUUGUCAUGUGUUUUCUGAAGUGUGCAUUCUAAUUGUCUCCAAUUGUGCCUGGCCACCUGUCUCCCUAGUGUUUUGGACCUUUCCACUGUGCAAAAUUAAAACUGGGAAAACUUACAAACCCUAAGAAUGCUCUCCAGGGCUGCAUCAACCAAGACUAUCUUUCCCACAGCCUCCCUGGGAUUCUUCUGCUUCCUCAUGUAUUCAGGACCUUCACUUUCCGCCACCUAUCACUACAGCUGAGUAAUUCUCCUUUCAAUCCAGGAAUGUCUCUAGGCUAUAACCUUCCAGUUCCCAAGCUAAAUUUGAGGACUACCUUCACCAUACCCAUUUAAAACCUCCUUGAAUAGGAGACUGGGGAAGAUGGCUCAGUUGGUACAAAGUGCUUGCCAACCAAGCAGGUUGUACCUCUGGCCUCACAAUCAAACCAGAUCAAAGCUCUCUACUAGUGAAGCUGUGUCACUAACUUCAAAACCUCCUAGGCACCAACACUACGCCUUCUCUGCCUUUAUUUGCUUCUACAUCUGACCACCACCCUUUUCAGCUCCACUGACCUCUUGCUUUUUCACCUAAGGACCUUCAAGCCUUAAGUGGUCUAGUCUCUACCUCCCCUUCAGCCCCUGCACUUGCCAGCUUACAAUCCUGGGCAUUCAACCUACAGCCAGAGUAAAGGGAAAUGCAGCCUCUGCUGCCAGACAAGCAGAGUUCUGGUCACAGGGCUUUUCUUCUAGGUCAACGUGCAAUGGCACUACCCUCACUCAGCUGCCUUCUCAGGCUUCCUCAGCUUGGUCAAAUCCCCUCGUGGGGUCCAUCUCACAUAGAAACGCUACACCUCUCUACUGUACUGCACUUUAAACCUUAUUGCUCCUACUGCUUGCUCUUUCCUGCUAAUAAGCAAAGGGAGAAGACCCCUCCCGCUUGGUUAAUUGUGGAGUUCUGGUUUGGCUGUUAUGUAUGAGCCCAUAGAAAGAAGCACUUGUCUUUGGGCCUUGGUGCCUAUGACAACACUAAUUUCAGAUAAGAUUUAACAUAAAUUUGAAGUUGGUGGUGGGAGGGGGGGAAGAGA
Molecule: messenger RNA, 4222 nt
Organism: Nannospalax galili (Upper Galilee mountains blind mole rat)
Lineage: Eukaryota; Metazoa; Chordata; Mammalia; Rodentia; Spalacidae
Gene: Epb41l4a
Product: erythrocyte membrane protein band 4.1 like 4A
Exons: 23
Coding region: 613-2673 (686 amino acids)
Cellular component (GO): cytoskeleton
Molecular function (GO): cytoskeletal protein binding
Source: RefSeq, a predicted model, not a curated record